AUGGCUGGUCUCAGAGACCCUUUCCUUGUAUUAGUCAUGGUGGUUGUGGUUCAGUUCUUUGGCUUUACAUAUGGCUGCUCCUCAACUUGCCCGCCAUCAGCAUGCCCAGAUUGUAGUGGUGUAAAAUACCAAGUUGGCUCGCUCUGGUCCUUACCACCAUUCCCAACUUAUUACUCCAACUGGUCCCUCUCCCAUUUCUUCAAGACCGGCGACUUUCUCGGUUUUGACUUCGAGACCGGACAUAACGACGUGAUUCAAGUAUCGAGACAAGAGUACGAGAGUUGCACCGCCUGCAACCCCUUGAGGGUCAUCAACAUUGGUCCCGCGCUCGUACCAUUGGCCGAGAAAGGCGUCUUCUAUUUCAUCAGCAACUUCUCAAACUACUGCGGUCUUGGGCUGAAGGUUUCAGUCUGGGUGCACGACUGCUCCGACGGAUUGCAGCCAACUCCAUCGCCGUCUCCGUCACCUUCUCCACUUCGAGUUCCUCCACCUUCAUCGCCAGCACCAGCUCCACGUACGAGGAAUGGAUCCAAUUCUCCGGCUCCAACCCCAGCACCGUCACCUGAUGAUGAUGGCUAUCCUCCAGAAGCUGGCGCGCCUCCCAAUGCAAAGUCUAUGGCUAUCCGUGUUGGUUCUUCUGAAAUCCUGAUCUUUCGCUGGGCUUUUGAUAUUUGUUUGGUGGUAUUUGUCAUUCUUGGAUCGAUGAUCUAG
This is a messenger RNA of Juglans microcarpa x Juglans regia, 711 nucleotides long. Its product is annotated as blue copper protein-like. The record is from RefSeq and is a predicted model, not a curated record. Bases 1 to 711 code for a protein of 236 amino acids. The transcript has 2 exons. Gene Ontology annotation, molecular function: electron transfer activity. NCBI's taxonomy places the organism in Eukaryota, Viridiplantae, Streptophyta, Magnoliopsida, Fagales, Juglandaceae. Gene Ontology annotation, cellular component: plasma membrane.